Messenger RNA from Linum trigynum, 2430 nucleotides. NCBI's taxonomy places the organism in Eukaryota, Viridiplantae, Streptophyta, Magnoliopsida, Malpighiales, Linaceae. The record is from the annotation of a GenBank genome assembly.
CUUCAAAAGAAUUGAUCACCAACAUGUCGAGGCAGCUGCUGAUCCCCUCAAAACUACGUCCGGCGAUGGUCGUCGUGGCAGCUGCCUUGAUGAUUGCGGCGGCGGCACGUCCCACAGUCCAGAUGUUUCAACCGAGGUCGGUUUCCGUCGUAAACAUGCUGAGCGAUAGGAAGCUGAUCGUGCAUUGUCGGUCCAAAGACGACGAUUUGGGAGCCCACGUGGUGGAAGUAGGCUCUGAGCUGCGCUGGGUGUUCGUCCCGCUCGACGCUACGCUGUUUUGGUGCAAGCUGGCGGUGGAGGAUCGGCGUCGUUCUUUCGAUGCGUACGAUGGGCUGAAGGGCGAUAUAUGCUGUCGUGAUAUUCACUGGAUGGUAAGGGACGAUGGGCUUCAUCUCAUGGAUUCGGACGGCGUCGAAGUAGAAUCUCAUCGACGGCAGUGGCACCACCUAUAGAUAACUCUAAUACAUACCUACUCUACUAUUUUAAUUUUGACCUUUAAAGCUCUCUAUAUAUAGCUCUAAUCAAUAUGUGUUUUUUUUCUUAUAAGGGUGUUAUACGUUUUUAUUUUUUGAAGUUGGGUGAUAUUUUUAGCGAUUUGAACUGGAAACUUUCAUGUUCAAGAUUAGUGAUCUUACCACAAGAGAAAACCCUUAUUCGAUCGCCAUUUAUGUGCUUCCUUCGCUAUUUAUGAUUGUUGAAGGUUCAUAUAUCUUUUGAUAUAGAUGGAUGUUGCUUAAUGAAUAUUGUUCUGUGAAAUACCAACAACACUGGCUAAUUACUGUGAACGAACAAAUCAUUUAAUAUCAAAUAACUUAAGUUGUUGGGUAGAGGUUUGUAUGAAUUUUUAUGUGGUUCUUUUCUUCUACAUGUUCUUCAAAUGAAAGCCUACUGCGGACUUCCAGUUUGCACAGGUUAAACAUACAUAUUGAUCGGCAUUUUUGGUUUGGGUGACCACCCAAUGACAUUUCAACACUUUAUUUAUAUUUUAACGAUCUAUCUUAUUAUUGUUAGGUUAUUAUUUGAUCUCUCUAUUUUUAUAUAUGAAGAAAUACACUUGGGGCGACGAAUAUGCGGCGGGGAGCCUUAAUCCAUACCCGCCCCAUCCUCAUACAAAAUUUUGUAGGGUUACCUAUUAACUGGAAUAGAAGUGUUCGGGUACCCGUGAUUGCGACUUUCAAUUGCCACCCCUUAUAAUCACCAUAAACCAUUUGGGGUCAUUAAAAAACUUUCUAAGGCCCAUUAGUACAUGUUGAUUAAUUAGUAAGCAUUUUGAGAGGAUUAGUAAACGACCAAAUGAGUCAUUAGUAACCCUCACAACCGGCUCAAGAUAGGGUGCAUAACCAUGGGUUAUGCACCCAUCAAUAACCAAAUCUGGACCCUUCAUUUAAAAAAUCCAGAUCUAAGGAUGGAGAAUUAAAAACUAUUUUUAUUUUCACUAGCUUUCUUAAUUGACUCAUAUCUUUUUCGUUUUAACUCGGAUUUUAAUUUUUUUUGCACAGAUGGAAUGAGUUCACCGUGCUCUACAAAAUGAGAUCAAUUUUCAAUAUUUUUUUAGGAAAAAAAAAUUCUGGCCUCUCGGUACCAACUGCAUACCAUAUGGUAUCUUCUUCAUUUUUAAUUCGUUUUUGAAAACGUUUGCACAGCAGGGAUGAGUUCAUCAUGAUCUAUUGGAUCUACAAAUUUCUGGGUGAACAAAUUACAGGACCAAAAAAUACCACACAAUACGGGGUGGUAUUGUAUGGUAUCUUCUUCGUUUUUAAUUCGUUUUUGAAAAUGUUUGCACAGAAGGGACGAGUUCAUCAUGAUCUAUUGGAUCUACAAAUUUCUGGGUGAACAAAUUACAGGACCAAAAAAUACCACACAAUACCAUACAAUACCACCCUGGUACGGGGUGGUAUUGUGUGGUAUACAAUGUUAAAAGUCGUAAAUUACAAUUAAUAUACUUCUACUAUCAUGUAUUCAACCAUCCUACAGUAUUGGUUUGUUCAUACCACCAUGGUACGUUUUUCAAAACAUAGGUAUGCUUUUAUUUCAAUACCAGUCAAUACCAUAUGGUAUAGGCUGGUAAAAAAUGGCACAAUUUUUUUUGUUCGAAAAAUAUACUAAAGUGGAUAUCAUUUUGAAGAGCACAAUUAAUCUGAUCUAACUGUGCAAAAAAAAUUAAAUUUCAACUUAAAAUGAGCGAGAAAUCGUCCGUCAAAUAUUAAAAAGGGAAAAAUUAAAGGCUUUCCAUGAGAGAGAGGAUGCUGAUGUCAUGCUGAUGUGGACGGGUUACUCAUGGUUACUCACCAUAAGGUUACUGACCUGAUCCAUUCCCCUCACAACCUUGACAAGGCGGGUUUGUAAUGACCAUUUUCCCUCUCUAGUCCUUUGAAUAAACAAAAAAUUUAGCAAUGUGAAUGAAGGAGGAAAUAUAAGCUGUGGAUGAUG